Messenger RNA from Oryzias melastigma (Indian medaka), 3913 nucleotides. It is a transcript of the gene syne3, whose product is annotated as spectrin repeat containing, nuclear envelope family member 3. Bases 358 to 3414 code for a protein of 1018 amino acids. The record is from RefSeq and is a predicted model, not a curated record. Gene Ontology annotation, biological process: nuclear migration. Gene Ontology annotation, molecular function: actin filament binding. Lineage: Eukaryota; Metazoa; Chordata; Actinopteri; Beloniformes; Adrianichthyidae. The transcript is spliced from 13 exons. Gene Ontology annotation, cellular component: meiotic nuclear membrane microtubule tethering complex; nuclear outer membrane; cytoplasm.
AAAGUGAGAAGCAUAUUUGUGAGAAGUGACAGUAUAAAAUGUGUUGCGUUUUUUUUUACCUGGGCGGAACAUUUGUUUUCCACAGGGCGUGACAGACACUCCUAGCUGACUGCAACUAUAUUAAAAAGUAAGAAGGAGUUGACUGCAUCUUGGCUUUUUUUAAACAGAAUUUCCACAAUCUUUUAUUACUGCUUAAUAGAAAACAUUUCCAGCCGCUACGAAGUUUCCGAGGUGUCCCUGAAGGCAACGUGACUCUCCACUUCCUGUUUGCCGUAACUUUUCGGCUCCUCGGAGCAGGACGGGAUUCAGCUCGGACACCAGACGCUGUUAACUGCAGCCGCCGGUUCCGGCCCUGCCAUGACCCAGCAGGAACAGCAGCAGUUCGCUGAGAGCCUGGAGGCGGCGCUCUCCUGGAUCCAGGACGUUCAGGAGAGGGUGAACGCCAAUGACAGCACGCUGGGGCCCCUGGACGCCCUGAAGGUCCGACUUGAUGAGACAAAGAAAAUCUAUCAGUCCAAACAUGAAGGCCAAAUGAAGAUGGCGGACGCUCAGACGGCGGCUCAGAUUCUUCUGGAGAGUGAAGAUGAGGAGUUACACAAAAGGACCAACGCUAAGCUCAAAGAGCUGAAGAGCAUGUGGGAUGAGACGGAACAAUCCAUCACUCACUGCCACAGCCGCAUUGAGUGGGUGUGGCUCCGCUGGAGAGAAUACCUGAAGAUCUACGAGGAGUUUGAGUUGUGGCUGGAAAAGCAGCGCUGCUACCUGGAUGUGGAUGUGGAGCAGCAGGUGGGAGCCAAGGAGAAGCUGUGGCAGGUGGAUCAGCAGAGGGUGGUGCUGAGCGACGUCCGUGCCAAGGUGGCGGUGCUGGAGAGGCUGCUGGAGGAGGCGGCGACGCUGUACAGUACAACCCAGGACCCCAGCGUUGAUUCACAGACACAGGAGAGACUGCAGGAAUCCUACCAUGACAUCAAAUCCAGGAGUGAGGAGCGCCUGGCCCUUCUUCAGAGGAUCAGUGAUGAACAUUACCAGUACCAAGACUACGUUGACAAGUUUCAGGCCUUCCUUUUGUCCAAAACUAAAGAGCUGAAUCAGCUGAUGCCGCCGGAGGAGCCGACGGAUGGAAAAGUCAAAACCCUGAAGGCUCUGGAUUACAGUGUGGCGUGUGAAGAGAAGACUCUGAAGUAUAUUGAAGUCAUUGCGGAUGGCAUUAAGGCUAACACAUCUCCUGCAGGAGCGGAGGUGGUGCAAGAGGAGGCUGAGGAGCUGAGACUAGGCUGGCAGCGGCUGAGGCAGGAGCUGUUUGAAGCAGGGGAGGCUUUUGGCUGCAGUCUGGACUCCCACAGCCUUGACUCCCCAAAUCUAGACUCCCCCAACUUGGUCCGCGACAAUCUGGUCCCCAACGAGCUGAACUCCAACAGCCAGGACUCCUCCAACUUGGUUGUCUAUAGGCUGGACUCCCCCAACCUGGUCCCUGACAAGCUGAACUCCAAUAGCCGAGACUCUGCCAACCCAGUUCUCUUCAAAUUUGACUCCCAGAGUCUGGACUCCCCCAACCCAGAUUCUCUAGACCCGAUUCCCCACAAGGCAGACUCCCACAGCCAGGACUCCCCGAACCUGAUCCUCGACAAGCUGAACUCCAAUAUCCAGGACUCUGCCAACCCGGUUCUCUACAAGUUGGACUCCCAGAGUCUGGACUCCCCCAACCCAGAUUCUCUAGACCCGAUUCCCUACAAGGCAGACUCCCACAGCCAGGACUCCCCCAAACUGGUCCUCAACAAGCUGAACUCCAAUAUCCAGGACUCUGCCAACCCGGUUCUCUACAAGUUGGACUCCCAGAGUCUGGACUCCCCCAACCCAGAUUCUCUAGACCCGAUUCCCUACAAGGCAGACUCCCACAGCCAGGACUCCCCCAACCUGGUCCUCAACAAGCUGAACUCCAAUAUCCAGGACUCUGCCAACCCGGUUCCCUACAAGUUGGACUCCCAGAGUCUGGACUCCCCCAACCCAGAUUCUCUAGACCCGAUUCCCUACAAGGUAGACUCCCACAGCCAGGACUCCCCCAAACUGGUCCUCAACAAGCUGAACUCCAAUAUCCAGGACUCUGCCAACCCGGUUCUCUACAAGCUAGACUCCCAGAGCCAGGACUCCUCCAACCUCGUCCCUCACGAGGUAGACUCCCCCAACCCGGACCUCCACAGCAUGAAAUCCCAAAAUGAUUACAACGACCGGAACCAGCAGCUGGAGCUGGACAUUUUACGCCUCAAGGUUCUGCUGCAUGACCUGGAGACUAAGCUGAAUAACCCCCCGUUUUACUCGCACAACUAUGAGGAUCAGAUGUUGGGCAGGUGGAGAACCUUCGAGGACACAAGGAAACAGCUGGAAGAGCAGGAGUCCCACGUGGAGAACCUCAAAGCUCAGUAUGAUGAUCUCCUCAAGCGCUCGGCGAACUCUCACUUCCUUUCUGAAGAAAUGGUGGCUGUGGAUACGGAGCUCCAGAGGAUGAAGUCCAGAGCGACCGAGCUGUGUUUUAAGUCCCAGACCAGGGUGGAGGAGCUCUUACAAGAGUCACUGCAGGAAUACGCCAACUGGAGCCUCAGAGCUUCCAAGGCUCUGGAGAAAUCUGCAGGAGUCAACGACUCCUCACUGAUCGAAGAUCCCAUCAUUGAGAUAAAUGUUCUGCUGAAUGAGAGGUAUGACUUGAACAAUCGUCUCAGUGCGCUGGAGCAGACGGGCGACCAGUUCGAGUCCAUUUUUGAACCAGAGAAAGCCAACGACAUGCUGGUCAAGCUGAGGGACGCCAUCCAACAGCAGGAGCUGCUGGACAACCAGAUGGUCCAGGAGAAGGAGCGGAUGCGGGGUUUAAUUUUGGGAACCAAAGACUUUGAUGUUGGCUAUAAGAAGGUUGAAGCCAAGAUUGCAUCUUUCAGGGAGCGUCUUGAGGAAGCUGAUACCCCACAGACCGACGUCUUUGCCAUUCAGAAGCAGUCAAAGGACAUCAGAGCUCUCAUGAAGGACUUGGAGGACUUUUGGGAUCACUUCCUAGCUCUGGAUUUGCUGGUUUCCACCAGUGAGGAGAACAGGAACCUGUAUGAUGGACUGGUGGAAAGCUGGCAGGUGCUGCAGGGGGAGGCCGAGGCGAAGCGAUAUGAAAAAUCUGUCGCCAUAUCGAACCACAAGGACUUCUUAAAAGUAAAGAUGGGAAAAGAAUAUUAUGAAGAAAUGAUAAAGAGGUCGAAGCUGGUGAACCGAGUGUGCCGCGUGGCGCUCCCGCUGUGGCUCCUCCUCCUCACCCUGCUGCUCCUCGCCUGCUUCCUGUUGCCCUUCGUGGAUGAGAGCAACAGUUGCUCCCUCACCAACAACUUUGCCCGCUCGUUCAACGUCAUGCUGCGCUACCACGGGCCGCCGCCCACAUGAGAGGCGGAGCCGGCGUCGGAGUUUGCAGGUUCAAACCGUUUUUCUUUAUUCCAGCAAAACAUUUUGUCUUUUUAAAGUUUUUAAAAGUUUUAAUGUAUAAAAGCUGUAAACUCUUAAAUAAAGUCUGAGGCUUUGAAGAGUUUAAUGCAGUCAAAUGAACGGUUUUUGCUUUAUCCGGGGAUUUUAAUAGAAAAAUUAUGUACCCUUUCAAAAUAAAAUAGCUCAGAAUUUGAAAAUAUAUAUAUAUUAAAACUGUAAGAUCAAUUUCAGAUGGACUUUAUAUCAUUCUUAAAAGCACAGACGUUAUUUGAAUUUUUUUGUUUUUAUUUGAGAUUUUGUGGCUUUUAUCGUUUUCUGUUUGAGUUUUUAAAGUGGUUGUCUUUUUAAAAACGAACCAAAAAAAGCUAAAUUGUUGUGAUACUUGCCUUAUGGAACUUUGUCAAACAGGAACUUCUUUAAAAAAAAGUUGUUUGAAUAAAAUUUUGUUAUAAAAGUGUAA